AUGGGCCGAGACCCCCCCUAUUUUACCCUGCUCCUUCCAUUGGCGCCUGGGCGGAGCCGCCCCCACGGCGGGGCCCCAGGGCGGGAGGGAGUCGAGGCCGGGGCAGAGGGCGAGGGCGAGGGCGAGGGCGGAGGGCGCUGGCGGCGGCGGCCGCGGAAGAUGAGCAGCAGCUGCUCAGGGCUGAGCAGGGUCCUGGUGGCCGUGGCUGCAGCCCUGGUGUCUGCCUCCUCUCCCUGCCCCCAGGCCUGGGGCCCCCCCCCAGGGGUCCAGUAUGGGCAGCCUGGCAGGGCCCUGAUGCUGUGUUGCCCUGGAGUGACUUCUGGGGCCCCGGUGUCCUGGUUUCGGGACGGGGAGACAAGGCUGCUCCAGGGACCUGAUUCUGGGCUAGGGCCCGAGCUGGUCCUGGCCCGGGCAGAAAGCACUGACGAGGGCACCUAUAUCUGCCGGACCCUGGACGGUGCACUUGGGGGCAUGGUGACCCUGCGGCUAGGCUACCCUCCGGCCCGCCCCGUUGUUUCCUGCCGAGCUGCCGACUACGAAAACUUCUCCUGCACCUGGAGUCCCAGCCAGGCUAGCGGUUUACCCACCCGCUACCUCACCUCCUACAGGAAGAAGACUGUGCCGGGAGCUGAUGGCCAAAGGAUGAGUCCAUCCACAGGGCCCUGGCCAUGCUCACAGGACCCCCCUGGGGCGGCCCGCUGUGUAGUCCACGGGGCAGAGUUCUGGAGCCAGUAUCGGAUCAAUGUGACGGAAGUGAACCCCCUGGGGGCCAGCACCCGCCUGCUGGAUGUGAGCUUGCAGAGCAUCUUGCGCCCUGACCCGCCCCAGGGGCUGCGGGUAGAGUCGGUGCCUGGCUAUCCUCGCCGCCUGCGUGCUAGCUGGAUGUACCCUGCCUCCUGGCCCCGCCAGCCCCACUUCCUGCUCAAGUUCCGGCUGCAGUACCGCCCAGCACAGCAUCCAGCCUGGUCUACGGUGGAGCCAGCUGGAUUGGAGGAGGUGAUCACCGACGCCGUGGCUGGGCUGCCCCAUGUCGUGCGGGUCAGCGCCCGGGAUUUUCUGGAUGCUGGCACCUGGAGCUCCUGGAGCCCCGAGGCCUGGGGGACUCCAAGCACCGAGCCCCUACCGAAGGAGAUACCAGUUGGGGACCAGCAGCACACACAGACAGAGGAAGAACCUCAGGCGGACAGCCCCGCUCCCCCAGGGCCGUCCCUUCUACCUGACCCUCGGCCACUUGACCAUAGAGACCCCCUGGAGCAGGUGGCCGUGCUGGCAUCUUUGGGAAUCUUCUCUUUCCUGGGACUGGUGGCUGGGGCCCUGGCAUUGGGGCUCUGGCUAAGGUUGAGACCAGAUGAGAAGGAUGGACCCCAAAAAUCUGGGCUCUUGGCCCCAAUGAUUUCAGUGGACAAGCUUCCAGGAGUCCCAAACCUGUAG
Rangifer tarandus platyrhynchus (Svalbard reindeer) is the source of this 1431-nucleotide messenger RNA. The record is from the annotation of a GenBank genome assembly. Lineage: Eukaryota; Metazoa; Chordata; Mammalia; Artiodactyla; Cervidae.